AUGGGCUCCUAUGGGAAAUUCUGUUUCGAAUCACGAUCUUUUCGACUCACGAUCGGUAUCCGGGAACGGAUUAAGAUCAGUGAAUUGGUCCUGUCGAAGGGAUUUAUACCCGAGGAGCACCACGUCAUAACCGAGGACAAGUACAUUUUAGGGGUAGUCUACAUUUCGACCCCCCUCUUUUUGGACAGCGACGCUUUCGUCGCCGACUUCGCGAACAAUUCCCUCGCGUUCCUCCUCGCGGACAAUGGUUUCGAUGUAUGGAUCGGAAACAUACGGGGGACUAAAUACAGUCGAGCCAUGGUCGGGAAACCGGAUCCCUCUGCAUCAGACACGUCGUUUUUCGACUACACCUUCAUCGAUGCUGGCUUGAAAGACAUACCAGCAGGUAUCGAAUACGCCUUGGCUAAGACCGGACGAUUGCGUCUAUUCUACGUCGGGCACUCCCAAGCGACCGCUGGACUUUUCGCGUUGCUCUCAUAUCGUCCCGAGUUCAACGAGAAAAUCAUUGCGAUGGCUGCUCUGUGUCCCUUCAGGCGGAUAUCCUGCAACGUAGGUCAGGAUAUGCAGUUCGGCACCCUGGCCAAUAUCGCUCACUUCUACCGAUCUCUCAAUGUAAGAGCCGGAGCUUCGCUGGAUACGAUGGAUCCUUGUUCAUCAUUCACGAUCGAUAAAUUGCGAUGGUUACAGGCCCUGCGAUCUGUAUUCGGGGAAUUUCCCCCCAAGACCGGACUCCAUCAAAAUUUACUGUGCAAAAUUUCGAAUUCGCUCUGUGCGUUUGCUUUGCAUUUCGGUCUCGGCACCGCGCCGAACCUCAAUCAGAGCCGUCUGGACGUUUACGUGACGUUCAUGCCCGCUCCGACGUCGCUGAAGAAUUUAGUUUUCUUUGGACAGGUACGCCGACCAUAUAUAUGUCGAGUAGGAGCUGCAACAACACCGACGAAGUCUACGAUUUUGACUACGAUGACCUCACACGGGGCUGGGGAAGUCUAUCGUCAUUGUUCAAUAAGGAAGAAUCGAACAUGCUUGCCUACGGCUCGAGUGAACCGCGACGGUUCCUCGCGAAGGACAUUCGAAUACCCGUUCGGCUGUACUAUGGAGACGAUGACGGUUACGCUACAACAAUGGAAGCAGAGCGGCUCUCGAGAGAACUUCCAGAUUAUCGGGGCUCCUUCAAUCUGGGCCCAAAUUUUGGACAUUGGGACCUCAUUAUGCCCACUUACAACGCAAGUCAUGUCCACGAUGCUAUGCAUUUUCUCGACAAUUUCGUGGCGAAAACAUGCAGACUCUGAAGUGACUCUGAAGUCGCGACAUCGAUCCAGGGAUUUUCAAUUCCAUACUCAGCUCCCGCACUUGUUGGAAUCCACCAAGCACGUCACAAACAGACGAUCAAAGGUCAUGGUCUCAAAUAAAAGCGUAUCUGUAUUGAUUCAACGAGUCGUUCCCGUCGACGAGAGCUAG
Messenger RNA from Galendromus occidentalis (western predatory mite), 1458 nucleotides. RefSeq names its product lysosomal acid lipase/cholesteryl ester hydrolase. NCBI's taxonomy places the organism in Eukaryota, Metazoa, Arthropoda, Arachnida, Mesostigmata, Phytoseiidae. The record is from RefSeq and is a predicted model, not a curated record. The transcript is spliced from 9 exons. Bases 1 to 1458 code for a protein of 485 amino acids.